Folsomia candida is the source of this 2688-nucleotide messenger RNA. RefSeq names its product zinc finger MYM-type protein 1-like. The transcript is spliced from 5 exons. Gene Ontology annotation, molecular function: protein dimerization activity. The coding region runs from base 1 to 2688 and encodes 895 amino acids. The record is from RefSeq and is a predicted model, not a curated record. Lineage: Eukaryota; Metazoa; Arthropoda; Collembola; Entomobryomorpha; Isotomidae.
AUGAGUGAUAAAACACCCGGUGCUUAUAAGCACCUAUGCGGCAACGAUAAGCGUAAGAAGAAGUUAAAAGAAGAUGAAGAUUCAGCGAAACUGGCGGAAAAGUCUGCAAAAUUUUUCAAAAAUUUCAAGAAUGCUGGUGACACAGGAUUGGAAGCUGUAGAUGAACGCGGAAUUCGAACGGAUGAUAAUUCCCAAUUUCAACGACAAAAAUUGGAUCUAAAUCAACCUAGCACGAGCACAUUCGUCCCAAUUUAUAAUACUUCCGAUGGUUACGAAAUCCGUGCGGAAAAUCACGAAGUAGUUAACUUCACACAACAUUCCGAAGUGAGCACUCAAUUGGAAUCUGGCGGCCCAACAAUCCCGGAAAAUGACUCCAAUCAAGUCAACCCUAAAGCAGAGGACGGAAAUUUCCACGCCGAUGCACAAACAGCUGAUCAGGAUAUAAUUCUUGACGACCCAGCUUUAUGGCCUACGCCAAUAAAUUCUGCUUCUCGCCGGUAUUUGGUUACGAAAGGACCAGUCGCCGUAAUAAAUGAUUUAUAUCCGAAGAGGGAUGGUGAAUCUUUCGAUGCCCGUUAUUUUCAAAUGAGUCAUAACGGAAUUUACCACCGAAGAGAAUGGUUACUCUACAGUCGAAGCCAAAAUAGUCUGUUUUGCUUCCCAUGUUCUAUUUUUGGCACACAAACAAUGCACCGGUCCCCUUUUCAAUUAUCAGCGUCAAACAAGACCGGAUACACAGACUUUCACCACAAGGGAAGAUCCAUCCUCAGCCAUGAAGGGACACAGCAACACUUCUCGUCAACAGCGUCAUGGAAAUCGUUCCAGAAGAAUAUGAAGAGUUCGACAUUGAUAGAUGCUAUGACCGAAAAGCAAUUGAAAUCUGAAAUCUCGUUUUGGAAGCAAGUACUUAAAGGAAUACUGAGCGCAAUUAUUUUCCUGGCGAAAAAUAAUCUGGCCUUGCGAGGAUCGUCAACGAAUGUUUUGGACCAUAAUUGUGGCAAUUUCUUAUCAUUGAUUAAACUGCUUGGUAAUUACUACCCUCCACUCACGAUGCAUUUGGAAAGGCUUAAGAAGAAUAGCACUUCAUACCUAUCCCCAAAAAUACAAAAUGAGUUCAUCACUCAAUGCGGAAACUGGGUUCGCGAGACUAUUCUGGAGGAAAUUCGAAAUGCUAAAUAUUUUUCGAUUAUCAUCGACUCGACUCCUGAUUCAUCCCGACAAGAGCAAAUUACCGAAGUAAUUAGGAUUGUGAAGUGUUCUAAAAAAGAAUGCGUAGUCAAGGAGUACUUCAUUGACUUCAUCGCGUCGGAGGAAAAGACCGGAAAUGGAUUGUCAACCGUGGUAGUGCAAAAGCUGGAGAAAGAUAAGCUCGACAUCAAAAAUUGCAGAGGACAAGGGUAUGAUAAUGGAGCCAACAUGGCGGGAGCAUACAAAGGUGUUCAAAGUUGGAUUUCAAAAAUUUCUCCCAAGGCUCAAUUUAUUCCAUGUGCAGCGCAUUCGCUCAAUUUGGUAGGAGUUAAUGCGGUCGAACGUGUUCUUCAAGCAAAAUUGUCACUUGGUCAAAUUCAAACCAUUUUCAUAUUUUUCCACGCCUCAACCCAACGCUGGAAGUUACUGAAUACAAAAUUGAAUUGUAACCUCAAAGGACAUAGCACAACCAGAUGGUCAUCCAGGGCUGAAUCGGUCCAGGCCUUAUCGACCCAGUAUUGGAAUGUCGUGGAAGCCCUUGUUGAGAUAACUACAAGUGAUACCUUUAACUCUGAUUCUGUAGCCGGAGCAGAUUCAAUCCUUAACAUCAUGUUGACAUUUAGAUUUCUAUUGUCACUUAAGAUUUGGCAUCAGAUUUUGCACCAUAUUAAUAUUUGCAACCUCACUCUACAAAAAGGAACAAACAAUUUGGAUCUGGCCUCCAAGAAAUUAGAAGCUCUUCUCUCUUGGCUGAAGGAAUUUCGAUUAAGUGGGUUUGAAGAAUGCCUAUCCGACUCAUGCACACUCGCCAAACAAUAUGACAUUGACACAACUACUGGAUUUAUGGAUAAACGGAAAACCAGAGGAAUUAAGCGAAAACGAUUAGAAGAAUUAUCCGAGGAUGCCGCCAAGGAACUUACCAACUUCGAAAGAUUUAAAUUAGAAUUUUUUAACGAAUUAAUGGACAAUUUAAUCUCCGAGAUUGGUUCCCGAUUUGGUCAGUUGCGGUCUUGUAACCAAGACUUUGGAUUCCUUUGGGGAGUUGGACUUGCAGCCGGCAGUAAUGACAGCUUUAAACAACGUAUAAACGACCUGUGUGAAAAAUAUGAAGGGGACUUCGACCAAAUCAAAUUUAUCAAUGAAAUGAAUUAUGUGAAGCAUCAGAUAUCUUCACUACUACCGAAUGGAAGAGAUAUUUAUGACACCUGCCCAGUUGAAGUACUUGAGAUCAUUUACGAACACGAUUUACAAUCAUGCUUUCCGAAUGUGGCCUGCGCCCUUCAAAUUUUUCUCACGCUUCCGGUGACUGUUUCACAUGGUGAGAGAUCAUUCUCCAAAUUAAAAAUUAUUAAGAAUUAUCUCCGUUCAUCUAUGGGCCAAGAGAGGUUGUCAAGUUUAUCUAUUCUUUCAAUUGAGCACACGAUUACAGAUACUAUUUCCUUUGAUGAAAUGAUAUGGGUAUUCGCAAAUGCAAAAUGUAGAAGGGUUCCGUUGGAAUAA